CCGCGGCUCCGGGAGGAGGGACAGGAGAGCCGGGCAGGCAGCGAGAGCGGGAGGAUGAAGGAGAAGCGGUGCCUGUGCGAGAUUUGUACCUGCGGAAAAUUAAGGAUGGAAUUAGGGAGAACUAGAGCAACUCUGGAAGAGAAUGUUUAGUCUUUGUUAGGAAGUCCAUCCACUGACGGAAACAGGAAAGAUUAAUCAAAUGGAACACUACAGAACAGUUGACAAGAAACUGUCCCAGGAAUAAGCAAGAAAGUCCCAGGAGCUCUUCAUUCAGCAGGCGCCAUCAUUGCCCUCAUAAAUCCACAAGGAUUUAUGAUACUGGAGGACAACCUUGCCUCAUGACGGAAUACGACGACAAAUAUCUCCAGUAUGGCAAUGUCCCUCCACCCCAGAGUCUUAAGCCAAAGGAGGAGUACCAAGCACAUCGUGGAAGAAUGGAAGGAAUCACUACAUUUAAGUCUGAUUAUCUUCCAUACGAUGUUGUAAAUCGACCUCUUCGGGUACAAGAAGAGUAUAAACCAAAACCAGGAGAGAUUGAUCUUGGAACUACAUACAGAAGAGAUUAUAAUCCUCAUAAAAUACAACCAGUGACAUUAGUAAGACCUUUAGAAAGAAAACACAUUAAGGGAGGAAAAAUAGACACCAUACCAACCUAUCAAGAUGACUAUAGAUCAUGGGAAGUUCAAAGAAGGGAGCCAAAUAAAUUGGAACACACCUAUCAUCCCCCUACAGAAAAGUUUGGGAAUUCUACUACAUUUCAAGAUGACUUUGUUCCUAGGGAGCUGAACCCCAGACAAAGCUUUAAGCCUCCAGGUGUGGCCAAACUUUCAGAUGUACCUUUUGAUGGUGUUACUAAUCAUCGCAGUUCUUACAUCGCUCAUCAACUGGAACCAAAAUGUGUAAGACCAAAGGAAGAAUACAAGCCAAGCAGCCAACCCUUUGAAGAUCUCACAACCCACCGGAAUGAUUUUAAAGGGCUACUUGGAGAGUUUACAAAAAGCUGCAAGCCUGAAUAUACUAAAGUUGGGUCUAAUGCUCACUUUGAUGGAUGCACUGAAUUCCGGGAUAGUUUUCAACCAUGGUCAGUCUCCUUGCCUGAGGCUCGCAAGAUAAGAGAUUAUGUUCCUCCUACAGGUAAUAUGGAUUUACACUCCACAAGCCAUCUUGAUUAUGUUCCGCACAUGAUCUGUCCUGUUGCCCCCAUAAGACCAGUUUCUUUUGGAAGAAGAAGUAAUGUCCCUUUCCAGGGGAACACCACAAUGAAGGAAGACUUUCAAGCUUGGGCCAGCUGUCGGCAAGAAAUUAUUAGAAGACAUCAGGAAAUUCCAAAGCCUACUGGAAAAUUUGAUGGAUUGACAACAUUCAAGUCUCACUAUAUACCACAUGAGAUAAUUCCAGCUCAGAGUUUCAAACCUCUACGUGUUGUAGUCCCUAGUUCAGCUCGUUUUGAAGAUGGAACCAUGUAUCGUACAGAGUAUACGCCAAAGAAACAAGAGAUCUGCCCAGCAAACUAUCCAUCUCCUCCAGGAUACGUCUUUGUAAACACAGAUUCUCGUGGUCACAAGUUCUUCCGCAGAGUUACUCCAGAAAUCAAUACAUUUUUCCAGUCAAAUGGUAAUCAUAUUCCAAAAGAAGUAGCUGUUACUUCAUAACUUUUAACUUUAGUAGUUUACAUAUUUUAAAAAAUAUUUAGAAUCCAUAGAUUAAUUUUUUCGGGGCUAAACCUCAAUGAUAGUUGGCAAGUACAAGUUAUUAUUGUAAUUUUAAAAUUGUUAAAUCACUUAAACUGAGUAUAGCUUUUAAAAAAAACCUGGGAAUGACUUUAUUACAAGAUUGAUGAAAAUUAGGCAGCCUUAAGAUGCAUCUGAACAUUUUGUGUGGAAUCUGUUUUCUCUAAUUGUGCAUCUUACAAUUACCAUGCUUUUCAGUUUUCACUGUCUUCCAGCCCAAGCACAUACUGUGUACAUUGAAAUGAGAUUAUGACUUACUGGAAAUCAUUUUGGAAUCAUUGAAUCUGUACAGUAGAAAUUAGAUGUCUUAAAUGUAACUUGAGCCCUAUUUAAUUCUCACUGCACAGCAAAUGAAACUAUAAUAAUCUAAAUGAAUAGACCCUGCCCACACUACUUUUGAAACGUUUUAACAUGGCUUCUGUGACUCGUAUGGAAAAGGAUUUUUUCCUCUGGAAAUCUUGAUAGCCAAACUUCAUUACAAACUAGCCUCCCACGUAGCCUAUAACAUAAUCAUAAAAUCACCUUCAGAAAACAAAUACCCUUUUUAUGCUGGUCCAGGAAACUAUGCUAGGACACUGCUAACAAUAGUCUUUAACUUUGCUAUUAUUAAUACAGUUUAAGCCUAUUAUGGCCAGAUCCUAACGGUGAGAUUCUAACUUCUGAUGCUUGGUGCAUAUUGACCAUGUAAUAAAGAAGAUAAUCUGCUAACUUUUGCAUACAAAUGCAAUAGCAAAUUUUUUUUCUGAGACAUAAAACAGAGUUGGUUUGACUUUGGUCCUUCGUUUCCCAGCUAAAGAAUGUUUCAAAUAAGUAGGUGGAAUGAAUGAUUUAUUAAGAUAAUGUGUGUGUUCAUAUAGGAGAUGUUAAGUGUUAUUUCAAAGUAUUCUUAUCUCAGUUUCAGUCAACGUGUGCAAGAUUUACAGUGAUCCCUUCUUACAAUACUUAUUUAACAAUAAUAUGUUGUCUUUUCACUUUCAGUAUGAGGAGCAUCAGUUACUUAUAAAUAUAUUAUCUUUUACUCAUUACUGUAGGAAAGCCAUUUUAGCUUUGAAGUGUCAUGUAUUUGUAUGUAUACCAACUCACCAAUAAAAGGACUGAAAUCAAGUACAGUAUGAAGUUGAAAGCAGGAACUGAAUCACGUAAGCUCCCCUCAGAAAGGCAGAGAGAGAGACCUGGACUGUUGGAAAUGCUUGUUUUGUUUAACUGUUACAUGAGGCUCCUGCUGUUAUUACAAGAGUGGUUGCUUUUAAAUGUUCUUAUUUUUCUUCGUGAUAUGUCAAUUUGCUUUACUCUAAUUGAAAAAUCAGGUCAAUUAAAUUUUGUUUUA
Messenger RNA from Mauremys mutica (yellowpond turtle), 3057 nucleotides. RefSeq names its product stabilizer of axonemal microtubules 2 (gene SAXO2). The transcript is spliced from 5 exons. The record is from RefSeq and is a predicted model, not a curated record. Bases 339 to 1652 code for a protein of 437 amino acids. NCBI's taxonomy places the organism in Eukaryota, Metazoa, Chordata, Testudines, Geoemydidae. Gene Ontology annotation, molecular function: microtubule binding. Gene Ontology annotation, cellular component: ciliary basal body; sperm flagellum; axonemal microtubule. Gene Ontology annotation, biological process: microtubule anchoring.